Stylophora pistillata is the source of this 3281-nucleotide messenger RNA. RefSeq lists its product as uncharacterized. The record is from RefSeq and is a predicted model, not a curated record. Lineage: Eukaryota; Metazoa; Cnidaria; Anthozoa; Scleractinia; Pocilloporidae.
UAAUACAUACUUUGAAUGGCUUGCAAGGGAAAUUUUAAGCUCCUUAGCAAACGAAUAUUUCAGUCUAAGGUUUCCAUUUCUGCGAGUAGACACAGUAUCACUUGCUUCGCCCCAAGGGUGCACUCAAUAGAUGGAAAAGAAACUUUCCUUGUAGGACAUUUAUAACUUCGUAUAGAAAACAUAUCGUAUACAGCCUGUAACGAUAUGAGAGGCGCGUGUAGUGGACAGAUUGUGUUAUUUUGCUGAGUACUUGCGUACUAAGCAGGAUGUAAGAGGACACUCAGUCUAUUUUUAUAGCCGAGCACUAUAUAAUUCAGCAUAUGACUUCGGACAGAACAUCCACAUGAAAGCUCUUCUUGUAUACGAAUCAUUUUGUUGAGACUGUCGUAGAAAAGGCUCCAUGGUAAUUGGUGCAACCGAAUAACACUCUGGAAGGCGAGACGGCUGAAUCAACACAGAAGAAAUUCAUCCAAGAAAGUUAGGAAGAAAUAUCAUUGAAUUCAGGAUCAAAACAUUCAAAAAGUCCAUUGAGAUUAGAACAGUGGCAAUCACGUGGGCGUGUACACGUACACCGCAGAUCUGAUGAAAUAACUUGUUUACAUCACAAAAAUUGGGAUCACAAUUGUUCUAACAUCAUUCUAUUCUCUAAAUUGAAAAGUUUCGUGCAAGACCGAGGGCAAUCUGUAACAGACCACAUACAGAUGUUCUUAGGCAAGAUCUAAAGCACAAGCGAGGAAGAUAGACCACCACUGUUCCUGAGUUACGCGUCAUUAAAAGCCGAGGCUAAAACAUACUCGAAUGGAUAUCUUGAGGGGCCUCGUGUUCAUGAUCGCCUUGCAUUAUUCCACAUUCUACAUCCAUGCUAGUCAGACUUCACUCAAGAAAAAUAAGUCAGUUAACAAGCCUCAUGGACGGCACGUGGCGAACAAGAGAGGGUGGUCUACAUUAUUUGACCCACACGGCGGGAACAGUUCAUUUCCAAAGAUUUCGCCGGUUGUGUAUUUGAAAGAAAAUGUCUCUGAGACUGAGGCAACAAUCGCAUCUUCACAUCUGGUAGAAACUAUACGAGGAGAAAAGAAAAGAAAACGAAGGAGGAAGAAGAAUGCGAAAAAGAUGCUCAAGAAAUUGCGAAGUGGAGGUCUUGUGGGGCUUAAAGAAUCUGUGCCUCCCACGAAGAGAAAAUGUAGAAACUGGAGCCAAUGCAAGAAAGACGAGUGUUGCAUAAGAUACAGUGUCAAUAAAGGAUUCUGUAAGCGAAGACCUCAAAAGGGACAGAGAUGCAAGCCUGUUCUUUUGCCUGGUCUGAGAGAUUGCCCUUGUGACGAAGGCCUCACCUGUACCCGCUACAGAACGACAAAACGGGGCCAGAAAAAACACAGAUGUGAACGUUUAAGAAUCAGCGAGGAAGAAGAAAAAGAGCAAAGGUAUUCUACUGGACUGAACAAGAGAACUAGCAAAUGAGAUAUGAAAUUAACCCAAAUUGAUAUUUCAAGUGGAGCCUGGUGAAAUGCAUCAAGAGGAAAUGUGCGAUGAUUAAGGUUAAACUUUACUACUGGACCAGUUCCGUCAUCAUAACGAGAUGGCCUGUUGCGUUUUCAUCGAUGAGCGCAAAAAUAGCAAUGAAGGAAGAACGACAUAGAGUCAGCCAUGUUUAUGUGUACCCUCUCAGUCAAAAUACCUUCAAGUUGCUGUUACUGUUUUUAUCACCAGAUUAAUGCAUUCGGCUACGACGUAGAAACUGGCUUUGAAUAGAUAGAAACCCUAAAAAACAUUGAUCAUCCAAUGCCGUCUAACACUGAAGAAGUGUAUUAAUGCGAUGAACGCGACAAAUUUUUGGAACAAAUUUCAGUUUACAAUGGAUGGACGAUGAUGUAUGCGGGGCAGCUCUUAAAGAAACAGUUUCCGAAAAUUAAGAUUUCCCAGUUGUCAUUUACUGUUUCUUUCAGGGCAAGUUUGAUGGUUCAAAUUUCUACUCAAUACAUUCACUCCAAAACCUGUUUGUUCCUGUUCACAAUUUGUGAUCUUUUAAUGAGUACUCUGCCGGUAACCUACAAACAGCCCCCCACCGCCACAGUUGAACAUUUCUAAUGAUUUCGUGUUGUAGAACUUCUUUUUUUCACAAAAAAUAGCGAUUGCGUUGACGUUAGAUGGCUAUGAAACUUGUUGAAGUGAUAAUGGAUGCCUGCUAUCUAAUUUGAAAUGAAGGCUGAAUUUAUAGGAACCAGGUUUUCUCAGGAUUGAACUGGAUUGAACUGCGCAACGGACAAUCGGUAAAGAAUAGAGAACACCUUAAUAGUUAAAAGUUAAAAGGCAGAAACAUGGCGAAAAUGAUAAAACGUAAGAACAUCGCAAAUCUCGCACAGAGCUUUAAAAUUUGUAAGCGAGAUUUGCGAUUAAUCCUGGACAUACUUUUAAGAAUAGGCCGAGAAGGAUUUUGAAUAUAUAGACUCAUGAAAAAUGUCCAAACAUUUUAGAUUCGUUUUGAUCGAUGUGGUCUUCUUCUCUUCUCUCUUUUCGAUGCAUUUCCAAGUUAGCAGGUGUUAGUUAUUUUAGCAUUUAGCAUUUAGCAUUCAAGUUAGCAUUUCCAAGUUAGCAGAAAUAUGCGGAUAUUUCGACGACUUGUGUCGCGAGAAUGUUUUGACGACCCUUCACUCGUAAGGGGUGUUCUUCAUUAAACAGGUACUUACGUACAACCUUAUUCAUAUUUAUAAUUUACCAAAUGGAUCACAGGCAUCAACGAAGUUUAAGAUAAAAUGUUAAGAAAGAAAUAAGUUUCAAGUCCAUUUGGUAAAGACGUGUUAUAGAAACGUGGAUAUAAGUUGGGAUAUUGUUGAUACGAGAUCUUUCUUCAACAAUGUUUUACUUAACUUCUGUCAGCUACACUUUUGUUAGCAUGAUCCGAAUGUUAUUGAAAAGAUUAUUUUCAAAUCCACGUGGGAAUUGCGUUUAAAGGCCACGACCGAGAGUUAUGGACUCGUUUUGUUUAUUUUGUUUUGUUUUUGACCAUAAGCGAGUACAAUUGUAAUGACCUAGUGUCUUUGUUAGUUACGAGAAGCGUAGAAAUGCUUCGCGCGAACAUGGUUUGUUAGGGCAGUGAUCUUAACGGAAAAGUGAGCCUAGAAAACAGAAAUGGAUGCGAUACUUAAGAGCGAUACUUAAGAUAAGAUACUUAAGAGCGAUAGACCACUUUCAUUAAUGGCUGCCUGGAUUAAUAUUCUUUUGUUUAAAUUUAAAUUAGCCUUUCUGGCCUCGUUCUCCAUUACAAAAUUCAAAAGAAUACA